AUGAGGGUAUUGGGCAACUUUUUGACGCUGGCUUUGUUCGCAUUUUCUACACCAACUGUACUGGGCGCAAGCUGGACGUUCACGGAUGCAACAGUGUCUGUGCAGAGUAAAGGCUCGGGUGUAGGAGGUGCUCGAAAGGAAAGCCUCACACCUGGCAAGCCAUUGGCUAAACCCAUUGAGUUGGGGUCGAGCGACAGCCUCAAGAUUGUGCUCACAACUCAAGAAGGAAAGACUGCCAAACGACCGCACCAGGCAUUCUUGCUACUCAGAGAUGGCGCCUCGAAUCUCGACCUUUCGUAUCCACUAAGUGUCAAGGAAUCAGGAAAGGCCAAGGUCGACUUGACACAGAAAGACCUUCCUACACAAUUUCUGAGGAGCAAUGCAAAGAUAACUGCGCAUCUGGUCGUUGCUUCUUUCGGCUCUUUCACCGGUUACAAUUCUCUCGCUUUCAACCUCAAUGUUGUCACGGAUCAGAACAUACCGGCUAGUACGACUGAGAAAGCCCUGAGAUAUGGGAAGUUGCCAGAAAUACACCACAUCUUCAGAAGUGAUCCUAAAUCACCUAACAUUUUGAUCAGCAUUGUCUUCGCACUUGGAGCAGUCGCGGCGUUACCCGUCCUGCUCGGUGCAUGGUUGUUCCUUGGGGGCAAUGUCAAUCAUUUCCAGAAGGCCCUGUCAGAUGCACCCGUCGCUCAUGCCUUGUUUGUUGGCUCAAUCAUAGGUCUCGAAGGCAUACUGUUCAUGUAUUACUCAAGCUGGAACCUCUUCCAGACAUUACCUGCUCUAUUUGCAGUUGGCAUGGUAACCUUCAUCAGCGGAAGUCGCGCUCUUACAGAAGUCCAAGAUAGGCGACUUGCAGGUCAACGAUGA
Lithohypha guttulata is the source of this 870-nucleotide messenger RNA. RefSeq lists its product as uncharacterized. Gene Ontology annotation, biological process: protein N-linked glycosylation. Gene Ontology annotation, cellular component: membrane; oligosaccharyltransferase complex. The transcript has 4 exons. Bases 1 to 870 code for a protein of 289 amino acids. NCBI's taxonomy places the organism in Eukaryota, Fungi, Ascomycota, Eurotiomycetes, Chaetothyriales, Trichomeriaceae. The record is from RefSeq and is a predicted model, not a curated record.